Molecule: messenger RNA, 2920 nt
Organism: Oncorhynchus mykiss (rainbow trout)
Lineage: Eukaryota; Metazoa; Chordata; Actinopteri; Salmoniformes; Salmonidae
Source: RefSeq, a predicted model, not a curated record
GAUGUUUCAUCAACAACAACUACACGGCUACUGAUUCAACCACCUCGGGAGCUUACUAGCCAACAUAAAACUGAAACAUUGAAUCCCUGAAUAAUUGUAUAACUACACGAAUCCCAGUGUUUUAAACACAGCGCUGUUAAUGUAUGUACUAGUUGAUAAAAUACUUAAUUCGCUUGCUAAAUUUGCUACGGAGCCUAGCACCAGGGUAGUCGAUAAUGCUAGCUAGCUAACAUCCCCGACCAUGAACUCACAAAGUUAUUCCUCCCCUGCUGAAGAAGAGGUCUGCUGGAUGGAGAAAGAAGCUCUUAGGCUGAACGUUGUCGUAAAAGAGGAAGAUGAUGCUAUUACAGUGAAAGGAGAGGAAGAAACAUUCAGAAUGAAAAAAUAUAAAAUGGAGGCUAUCACGUUGAAAGAAGAAGAGGAUGUUAAAGUGAAAGAAGAGAAAAUACCGUUUGUUGUGAAAAAGGAAGAGGGGAUCGAGGCUGUCACAUUGAAAGAAGAGGAGACUGAAUAUCUGAUUAACACAAAGCCCAACACGAGGCAAUACGCUAUUUUCUGGCCCUCCCAGAGCUCUACAUUGAAAGAGGACAUCAGAAAGAUACAGGAAGGAUCUAGUGUGGCACCCGUGAGUCCCAGACAGUUUGGUGGUGAUGAUGACGACGCCAUUCACUGCAACGGAGAACGGGACAUGAAGGACACCGAUUGGUUUCCUAGCAACAGACUGGAGGCGGAGUCGGCUCCAGAGAAGCACAAGCCAGCGCAGAGGGAGGGUGGUAACACAUCUCUCCCACACCCCUCCCCUGUCCCCGAGUCCCCGGGUCGUGCCUCUCCCGGUGGCGCCUUAAUGUGGGGUCUGAAGGGGGUGUCUGUGCGGCUGGUGGACUGCAGGAAAACAACGUGGCUGAGUGGAACUGUGAGAGGAGGAGAAGAGGGUGAUUCAAUGUCAUCAAGUAAGAACAACGGAGAAAGACCAGACUCAGAGGAACCAGAGACAUCAGCAAGACGACACCACUGCUCGCAGUGUGGAAAGAGUUUUACCCGGCUAUUACACGUGAAAAGACAUGAGAAGACACACACAGGAGAAAAGCCUUUCCACUGCUCUCAUUGUGGACAGAGUUUUACCAGGUUAUGUAGCCUGAAAAGACAUGAAAGGACACACACAGGAGAAAAGCCUUUCCACUGCUCCCAGUGUGGAAAGAGUUUUACCCGUUUAUGGCACUUGAACAUGCAUGAGAGAAUGCACACAGGAGAGAAGCCUCACGGCUGCUCCGAUUGUGGAAAGACUUUUACCCAAUCAUGUCACCUGAAAAUGCAUAAGAGAAUGCACACAGGAGAAAAGCCCUUCCCCUGCUCCCAUUGUGGAAAGAAUUUUGCCUGGAUAGGGAACCUGAAAACUCACGAGAGGACACAUACAGGAGAGAAGCCUUUCCACUGCUCCUUUUGUGGAAAGAGUUUUACUCAGGUAGGGGGGUUGAUCAAACAUAAGAGAAUACACAAAGGAGAGAAGCCUUUCCACUGCUCCCUGUGUGGAAAGAGUUUUACUCAGUUAUGGACUUUAAAAACACAUCAGUGGACACACAGAGAAGAAAAGCCUCACACCUGCUCCCAGUGUGGAAAGGGUUUUGUUACAUUACGGGGCCUGAAAAAGCAUGAGAGAAUACAUACAGGGGAGGAGAAGCCUUAUCAAUGCUCUCAUUGUGGGAAAGGUUUCGGACGAUCAGGGUAUCUAAAAGUGCAUGAAAGAAUGCACACUGAAGAGAAACAAUAUCAAUGCUCCCAGUGUGAAAAUACAUUCUUCUCACCAGGGGACCUGAAAAAACAUGAGAAAACACACUCUGUAGAGAGGCCUUUCCAAUGUUCCCAGUGUGGAAAGAGAUUUAUUAAGUCAUCACAUCUGAAAGAGCACACAAGAAUACACACAGGAGAAAAUCCAUUCCAAUGCUCUCAUUGUGGAAAGGGUUUUAACAGGUUAAGGAGACUGCAAACACAUGAGAUGACACACAGGAAAAUAGCUUUUCCACUGCUCCCAGUGUGGAGAGUUUCACCCAGUCAAGAUACCUGAAAAAAGCAUGCGCUAACACACUAUGCAGAGAAGCCUUGAAAGAGAGAAGCUAUUCCACUGCUCCCAGUGUGGAAAAAUAUUUACCUAGUUAGGGAACCUGAAAGACCACGGUCCCCACACUGGGGAGUUGCCUUACAUCUGCUCCCAGUGUGGAAAGAGAGAUUUCACAUAAACACAGGCAGUUUAGCUAGGUAGUUGGCUAGGUAAUUAAACUAGCUAGCUGGCUAGGUAGUUAAGCUGGCUAGGUAGUUAAGUUAGCUAGCAGAGAGAACCGUCUAUGACUAGGGUGCCUGGAGUCUUUGACAAUUUUUGGGCCUUCCUCUGACACCGCCUGCUAUAGAGGUCCACCGCCUGGUAUAGAGGUCAUGACGUGCCCUUGGGAGGAGGGGGGAUCAUAACCCCCCCCCCCCCCCCCCCCUUGCUCUCUCUCUCUACACAGUUCUAUGACGGUCUUAAGUACUCUGUUUCUGGGUCUGUAGAAUUGGAAUUGGAAUAUGUGACUGUGGGACACAGGGAGAGACUUGGCCAAACUUCUUCAUUCAAAAGGUUGAAUGAUGAAACCGUAUUUCUGUAAAUCCGGACGGUUCGAAUGGUCGGUGGGAAAUCAAGGAAUGACCAUGUCGAAUUUGUUUCAUUUGGCGACCUCAUGAAAGACAGGAGACCCACAUUACUGUAUGUUUGUUUGUAUACACUUCUCAACUAUGGGGUUUGUAUCUGAAUGUUGUAUAAAAUAAAUGAUUAAGCAUAAGAAUACUUUUGAAAAGAUAACAAUUUGAUUUUAGUGUUCUAAAUGAGAAUUGUUUUUCAUAACUUAUGAUCAGGCAGUGGCCACGCCCCCCCCCCCCCCCCCCCCCCCCC